Messenger RNA from Guillardia theta CCMP2712, 1380 nucleotides. RefSeq lists its product as hypothetical. Bases 1 to 1380 code for a protein of 459 amino acids. Lineage: Eukaryota; Cryptophyceae; Pyrenomonadales; Geminigeraceae. The record is from RefSeq and is a predicted model, not a curated record. The transcript has 13 exons. Gene Ontology annotation, molecular function: DNA binding.
AUGGAGAGCGGAUGGCAUGUAGGCAUCGGCAUUAUGCCUGAUGCUGCAGCAGCUAAUCACAUUGCUUCUAACCACGCGCAUAGGGCUUCUCGGUUUGGGGAUGUUGGUGGCCAGUUGGAUGGCGUCCAGGCAUCUCUAAAACCUCCUCAUCCAGUGAGCAGAUCAAAGAUUCCUGAGCAUGAGUUUCCGGCUGUUCCGGCGCAACUCAACACCCCUCAUUCUGCAGCUAUGGCAUCGAUGGCUUCAGUGGCUCAUCAGCCGGGAUAUGAUCUAGGUCCGUUCAAAGCUCCUCCCAACCCACAUGGCAUUCCAUAUUAUUACCCCGGGGGCUUUGGCCAUUUCGAUGCAGCAGCGGCAGCAGCGCUCCCUUCGGAAAGCGCAAUGCAGGGGGCAGGCCCGAUGGGGUAUCACAUGCUGCCGAAUGGCAAGCGACCGAGAGAGGCUAUUGAAGGAAUCAAUGUACCUGCUGGUGCCCACCAAGAUGCUUUGAUGGAACUUGCAAGAGAGAAUUUGCUUCUGAAGCAUCAGUUGCACGUUGCCUCGCUUGAGGUCAACAGGCUGAAGCAAGUGUGUGAGAACUACGAGCUUCUCCAGCAGGACAAGAAAGAUGCGAAUUGCAAGUCUCAGAGUCGAUACUGGACAGACGAGGAGCAUCAAAGAUUUCUUGAUGCUAUUCAGAAAUUUGGGCACAAAGACGUGAAGGCUAUUUCGCAGGUUGUGGGCACAAGGAGCGCAACGCAGGUUCGGACUCACGCUCAAAAGUACUUCAUGAGGCUUGCUCGCUCGAGCAAACAAGAAUCGAACAGUCUGGACAACUCGAAUCCUGACCAAGACCCGUCGGAGGUUACUGAAGAUCAGGCGAACACAUCUAUGGAGGCGGCAGCGGCUGCUGCAGCUGCGGCUGGUGAGGCAGGAACUUCUGCUGCUGCUGCCGCGGCUUUCGUUGCAGCAACAAACAGUAAACAGGGAAGUACGAUUUCCAAGCAACGAUCACAAAGCAAGCCACAUGUACAGAUUGAGUUGGAUGGGAAUGAAGAAGUCAGUAUUCCUAAUCACAUGCAAGUGGAAAGACCAUUCAAAGCCACUCGAAAGGGUCCUGGUUCCCCUGGGUCCAUGGACAGUAGUGGCUCUGUUGGGAGCUCUGAUGGCACUUCCAACGGCAAUGGGUCGCAGGGCAAGCAGUCGUCCGAUACGACCAACGGGAACGGCUCGGCUAGAUCGAGCAACAGCAACGGGCACAGCAACGUGGGGAGCUCUUCCGACAGAGGGGACAGCAACAACGGGGCGUCGUCUAACGAGGGAUCGGACCCAGGCUUCUUCGAUCCUGGGGCCGAAGACGAGGACAACUUUGCGGAUGAGCUUGCAGAUCAAGGACUUUGA